GCGAAACCUGAAAAUGAUGCGGGCGGUUAGAAGUUUAGAAACAGAACCCAGAAAGUUCCUCCUCCUAUAUAAGCAACCCACAAUCUGUAACCCUAGUUCUCUCUUUCCCCUUUUAUCAUCUUAGGUUUUCCACCGGAAACCUAAAAUCCUAGUCGCCGGAUGGGAACGGAGAGGAAGAGGAAGGUCAGUUUGUUUGAUGUGGUUGAUGAUACGGCCACAAAGAAAGCCAAUCUAACCUUAAAUGGUGGAAACAGUAUGAUGGCAUCUUCGAUUAACAAGUGGACUGGAAAGCCUUAUUCACAGAGAUUUUAUGAUAUUUUGGAGAAGAGGAAGACUCUUCCUGUUUGGCAUCAAAAGGAGGAGUUUUUACAGGCUUUGAAAUCUAAUCAAACUCUUAUACUCGUUGGUGAAACUGGUAGUGGUAAAACUACUCAGAUUCCACAGUUUGUUUUGGAUGCUGUUGAAGUAGAGACAGCUGAUAAGCGAAGGAAGUAUAUGAUUGGUUGUACUCAACCUCGGAGGGUGGCUGCAAUGUCUGUGUCUCGUCGAGUUGCUGAAGAGAUGGAUGUUGUAAUUGGGGAAGAAGUUGGAUAUAGCAUUCGUUUUGAAGACUGCACUAGUGCUAGAACUGUUUUGAAAUACUUGACAGAUGGUAUGCUUUUAAGAGAAGCAAUGGCAGAUCCUCUAUUGGAACGCUACAAGGUAAUUAUUCUUGAUGAAGCUCAUGAAAGAACUUUGGCAACAGAUGUCCUGUUUGGGCUUCUGAAGGAAGUUUUGAAAAACAGACCAGACCUGAAGCUAGUUGUUAUGAGUGCCACACUUGAGGCAGAGAAGUUUCAGGGUUACUUCUAUGGUGCACCUCUCAUGAAAGUUCCUGGAAGGCUCCAUCCGGUGGAAAUUUUCUACACUCAGGAUCCUGAAAGAGACUAUCUUGAGGCUGCCAUUCGGACUGUGGUGCAGAUACACACAUGUGAACCUCCUGGUGACAUUCUUGUCUUCCUUACCGGAGAAGAGGAGAUUGAAGAUGCAUGUCGCAAAAUCACAAAAGAGAUUGGUAAUAUGGGUGAUCAAGUGGGCCCCAUUAAAGCAGUGCCUCUUUAUUCUACACUUCCCCCAGCUAUGCAGCAAAAGAUAUUUGAACCAGCCCCACCACCGGUGGUGGAGGGUGGUCCUCCCGGCAGGAAGAUUGUUGUAUCAACCAACAUUGCGGAGACAUCUUUGACAAUAGAUGGCAUUGUUUAUGUCAUAGACCCAGGAUUUGCUAAGCAAAAGGUUUAUAACCCAAGGGUGCGUGUUGAGUCUUUGUUGGUGUCUCCUAUUUCAAAGGCCAGUGCGCACCAAAGAUCAGGACGUGCUGGACGAACACAGCCAGGAAAAUGCUUUAGACUUUACACGGAGAAAAGUUUCCAUAAUGAUCUUCAACCACAAACCUAUCCAGAAAUACUUCGGUCAAAUUUGGCUAAUACAGUUCUAACUUUGAAGAAGUUAGGUAUUGAUGACCUGGUUCAUUUUGAUUUUAUGGAUCCUCCUGCCCCGGAGACGUUGAUGAGAGCUCUAGAGGUUUUAAAUUACUUAGGAGCACUGGAUGAUGAUGGAAACAUGACCAAGUUGGGUGAGAUAAUGAGUGAAUUUCCUCUUGAUCCUCAGAUGGGGAAAAUGCUUGUUGUCAGCCCAGAAUUCAACUGCUCCAAUGAAAUCCUCUCAAUAUCUGCGAUGCUAUCAGUACCCAAUUGCUUUGUCCGGCCUAGGGAGGCUCAAAAAGCUGCUGAUGAAGCAAAGAAUCGGUUCGGUCACAUAGAUGGGGAUCAUUUGACGUUGCUGAAUGUGUAUCACGCCUAUAAGCAAAACCAGGAGGAUCCUCAAUGGUGUUAUGAGAAUUUCAUCAAUCAGAGGGCUCUCAAAUCAGCUGACAAUGUGAGGCAACAGCUUGCUCGUAUAAUGGCCAGGUUCAACCUCAAGUUAUGCAGCACAGACUUCAACAGUCGCGACUACUAUGUGAACAUAAGGAAGGCUAUGUUAGCUGGUUAUUUCAUGCAGGUUGCACACCUAGAGCGUACUGGGCAUUAUCUAACUGUUAAAGACAAUCAAGUGGUACACUUGCAUCCUUCAAAUUGCCUGGAUCACAAGCCAGAAUGGGUUAUAUAUAACGAAUAUGUCUUAACAAGCAGGAAUUUCAUUCGCACUGUGACUGAUAUCCGGGGUGAAUGGUUGGUUGAUAUUGCACCACACUACUAUGACCUUGCAAAUUUUCCACAAUGUGAGGCAAAACGUGUGCUUGAACGGUUAUACAAGAAGCGGGAGCGAGAAAAAGAUGAAAGCAAGAGCAAAAAAUGAGUAUGUUCUUCAUGAUUUCAGUCUCUCAGCAUAUAUGUGCACUCCUCCGGAGCUCUGGGGUCAAAAUUUGUCAGAUAGGUCAAAAAUUGAUGUACCAUCUUUUAUGUACUGUAAUCAUUUCAAUGUAUCCCGUCUGAACUAUUUAGCACCCUGUUUCUUGUUGCUGGAGUGAUCUUUUUUUUUUUUCCUCGUGUCCAGUGUUCUGGGAUAUUGGGCCGAUUUUUUGAUCUCUUUCCUCUGUUGAAGUAAACGUACGUAGCUUUUUUGCUGCAAAAACUUGAUUACAAUACGGGAAUGGGAUGAGGCUGCAUAACAUCUCGAAGGAUUUCAUGCCA
This is a messenger RNA of Capsicum annuum, 2669 nucleotides long. RefSeq names its product probable pre-mRNA-splicing factor ATP-dependent RNA helicase DEAH2. Gene Ontology annotation, cellular component: intracellular anatomical structure. Gene Ontology annotation, molecular function: ATP binding; RNA binding; RNA helicase activity. The transcript has 7 exons. NCBI's taxonomy places the organism in Eukaryota, Viridiplantae, Streptophyta, Magnoliopsida, Solanales, Solanaceae. The record is from RefSeq and is a predicted model, not a curated record. The coding region runs from base 160 to 2334 and encodes 724 amino acids.